Closterium sp. NIES-65 is the source of this 5115-nucleotide messenger RNA. The record is from the annotation of a GenBank genome assembly. Lineage: Eukaryota; Viridiplantae; Streptophyta; Zygnematophyceae; Desmidiales; Closteriaceae.
AUGGCUUCUCUUCGCUCCUUGUUCGUCCUCGCUCUGAUCCUCGUCUCCCUUCCCGCACUCUACGCCGCGUCCGCGCCACUGCGGGGCGAUGUCGCUGCUGGGGGAAGCGCUGGCGAGGACGCGGCGAGUUGGGGCCGCAUGCUGCUGGAAGCGAGCGGCGGUGACGUGGACGUGGGUGUCGAGGAGGAGGAGGUGGGGGAGGCGACGGACGGGCUGGACGAGGCGGUGCGGGUGCUGCUGAGCUGGAAGAAGAUCAAGAACGGGAUCAAGAACGCGGCGGGCAAGGCGGGAGGGCUGGCGAAGAAGGUGGUGCAGAAGGGCGGCGUUGAAGCGCUCAAGGCGGCGGCCAAGGGGUACAGCAACGGCGGCAUGAAGGGCGCGCUCAAGGCCGGCGGUACCUCGUUUGCUAGCACAGCAAAAACCAUGGCGGCCAUCAGCUCUCUGCAUGCUCUUCACACCAUCGCUGCCAGCUUAAUUCCUACCGCCACCUCUCUGCUCCCUCCGCCUGACGGACCAGAGGUCAGCGGAGCAGCGGCAGCAGCGGCGGGAGCAGCAAGGGCAGCAGCAGGAGGAGGAGCAACAGCAGGAGCAGCAGAAAGGCAAGUUGCAGCAGGGGAGGCACGGGCGGUGGUGAACGCUCACACGGUGGAUGUGCUGCUGUCGUGCCUGCACAGCACUGCAAGCCAGAACACUUGGGUGCUUUCCUGUGAAUGGCAACCUCCUCUUCGAUACUCCCCCCUCCUCUCCCCCCUCUUCUCGCCUCUCUUCUCCCCCCUCUUCUCCCCCCUCUUCUCCCCCCUCUUCUCCCCUCUCUUCUCCCCCCUCUUCUCCCCCCUCUUCUCCCCCCUCUUCUCCCCUCUCUUCUCCCCCCUCUUCUCCCCCCUCUUCUCCCCCCUCUUCUCCCCUCUCUUCCCCCCCCUCUUCUCCCCCCUCUUCUCCCCCCUCUUCUCCCCUCUCUUCUCCCCCCUCUUCUCCCCCCUCUUCUCCCCCCUCCUCUCCCCCCUCCUCUCCCCCCUCCUCUCCCCCCUCCUCUCCCCCCUCCUCUCCCCCCUCCUUUCCCCCAUCCUCUCCCCCCUCCUCUCCCCCCUCCUCUCCCCCCUCCUCUCCCCCCUCCUCUCCCCCCUCCUCUCCGCCUUCCUCUCCCCCCUCCUGCCCCACUCUCUUCUCCUGCCCUUCUCGCUGCACGCCCACACCUGCUGCUCUCCGUCGUUGACUGCUGGGCCCUCCCCUCGGGGUGUGAAGGCAAACCAUCUCCUCCUCCAUACCCUUCCUCUCCGCCCUCUUCCCCUGCCCUCCUCGCAGCAUGCACACUUCACAGUGCUGCGCCUGCUGCUCUCGUCGCUGCACAUGCUGCUCAGCUGGAUUGACGACUGGGUGCUCAAGGGGAAGCGCCAUCCUGCUUUGAAACAGGAGUUUCUUUCCAAGCAUGAGCUUCGGCCGAUCCCUGCCAGCCCCGUGCCAUCUCCUCGCACCACUGCAGCCUCUUCCCCACCCACUACUCCCACCACCACCACCACUGUCCCCACUACCCCCAUUACCGCUGCUACCACCACCACCACUGCCACUACAAGCACCACUAUCACCACUGCCCCCACUGCCCCCACGGCCCCCAUGAGUACCACAGAGGGCUGGCCCAGCAUACCCACCACCCCCGGCACUGCCCCUGCCACCCCCCUGCACCCCCACUGGCCGGCGUUUCUUGUCCCGGUGCUGGCAGACAUACAGGCCGCAGAGCAGGGCGUGGUGUUCCUGAAGCACAUGCAGGCGCGGGGGCGGACGCAGGGCGCGGAGCAGGGGAGUAGGGGAGCAUCGCUGUCAGCUGCGUCUGAGACAGGAUCAGAAGAGAAAUACUCGGUGGAGGAAGGACUUUUUGAAGAAGAGUACUUGGAGCAAGGGCAUUCGGUGGAGAAGGAGGAAGAGACAAGGUGGUGGGAUGAGGUGCAUGAAAGAGGUGUGGCAAGGGGAUCCGCAGCAGCAGAUGCUGGGGCGGCAGGAUGGGGAGGAGAGGGAGGUGGCGGGGCGGGAGGAGGGUACGAGGCGUCUUACUGGCUGUGGAGGGGCGGUGUGGAUGACACAGCAGACUGGAUGGAGCUGUUGGAGGAGCAAGUGAGGCUGGGACAAUUGAGAGGGGGAGAGAGUAGGGGAGGGGAGGAGGAGGAGGAGGAGGAGGAGGAGGAGGAGGAGGAGGAGGAGGAGGAGGAGGAGGAGGAGGAGGAGGAGGAGGAGGAGGAGGAGGAGGAGAGAAGGGAGGAGGAGCAGCAGCAGGAGGAAGGGGAGGAAUGGUUGGAAGGGAACAAGGCAGUAACUGCACACGAGGCUCAGCUCCGCCUCAUGCUCUGGCUCAAGUCCUCUUGUGACGCUUCAGAGGAGUGUGGUGGUGGUGGCGGUGGUGGUGGGAAAAGAGAGGCGGCCUGUGGUACGGAUAGAGUUUUGGAUGAUCCGACUCGCCUGCUGCAGCAAUGGAUACAUCCUCCCAUUCAAGCGUGGGUGGCAGCAGACACGGUGCACUGUUCUCAAGAUGCACUGUUCCCCUCGCCCAUUUCCCACCCUUGCCCCCAUCACCGUCCCCACAUUCUCAUCCCACCCUACUGCAGGCGACAUUUGGUGGCAGCAGACGCAGCCGUGCUGGUGGCAGCAGACACGGUGAGAUGCCUCAAGAUGCACUGCGGCAUCAUGGGGACGCUUGAGGCCUUGAGGGACCUCUUCUUCAUCGGUGGAGUAUCGGUGGCGCCUGUGUUCCUGGGGGAGCUGUGGAAGCAGAUGCGCACCAACGUGCUGCUGCCGGCACACACCACCGAAUCCCUGCAGCAACUCAUGGAUCAACGUGCUGCUGGCACACAGCAGCGAGUCACUGCAGCAACUCAUGGACGUGAGUGGCGUGAUGAGGAGUGGCAGGCAGGUAGACAAGCCAUCAUGCACAUGGAUGGUGUAUACGUGGACCACCUGCCACACCAUCAAAUUCCUUUCUUCCUUACACCACUUCCGUUGCCGCGCCUUCUGCCGCGCCUUCUGCCGCGCUUUCUGCCUAUGCCAAGCCGUUCGGCUCCCAACCUACUAGCACGGCCGAACCUGCAACUCCCGCCAGGUUCACUGCCCAUGCCGGACCUGUACCCCACGCCCUACCCCCAGCCUCGGUGUCAUCCAAACCUUUCGCCGGACCUACUGGACCCUUUUUGCUUGCCGGACCUAUGGGUCGUGCCGGGGCUGGUGGCGCGUCAGGUGUCAAGGCCUCAACAACCAUGCCCAGGCCUGGAGCUGGAGUGGCCUCUAGACUUCCUCAUGCGCCCUGCAGCAUGCGCCAAGUACAACCAGGCCCCUCGCGGCCCCUUCGCGGCCCCGUCGCCGCCCCUUCGCGGCCCCGUCGCCGCCCCUAGCGGCCCGUCGCCGCCCUUCCAGGCCCCUCGCGGCCCCUUCGCGGCCCCGUCGCCGCCCCUACUGGCCCCGUCGCCACCUCCAGCGGCCUCGUCGCCGCCCCUUCGCGGCCCCGUCGCCGCCCCUAGCGGCCCGUUGCCGCCCUUCCAUGCCUCGCGGCCCCUUCGCAGCCCCGUCGCCGCCCCAAUCGGCCCCGUCGCCGCCUCCAGCGGCCCCGUCGCCGCCCCUAGCGGUCCCGUCGCCGCCCCUAGCGGCCCCGUCGCCGCCCUUCGCGGCCACGUCGCCGCCCUUCGCGGCCCCGUCGCCGCCCCUAGCGGCCCCGUCGCCGCUCUUCGCGGCCCCGUCGCCGCCUCUAGCGGCCCCGUCGGCGCCUCUACCGGCCCCGCCCCGGCCAUGCUAGGUCGCCUGGCGCGGCGCACCGGGGACCCGUGCACCCCCCCCCCCCCCCUCUUUUCCCGUCGCCCGCCGCGGCUCCCUGGGGGGCCGACCGGGGGGGGGGGGGGCGAGCGUCGCCCCCUCUGCCGCCUGCUUUGGCGCCCUGGGAGGCCGCGCCUCUUCUCUUUCUUCUCCAAGCUCUCUCUCGCCAAGACGGCUCUCACCGCCACCAAAUCACGCAUGCUGCAGGAGCGGCGGUGCUUCCGUGUCAUGCCCAUGGCGGCGCAGAGGGAGCUGCUGAUGGUGCAGCAGAUGCAGCACGCCCUGCACGCCAUCCACUCCUUCCUCAUGGCCAAUGUGCGUGGACAUCGCAUCACACUCUCUUCCCCCUCAUCACAUUCUCUUCCCCUCCUUUCAUCACACUCCCGUCCCCCUUUCCUCCCUGGCGGUGACAGCAGCAUGGCACGAGCUACAGGCGGCCAUGGGCAGAGCAGCAGCCGGGGUUGGGCAGUGACAGCAGCAUGGCACGAGCUACAGGCGGCCAUGGGCAGAGCAGCAUCCGUGGCAGCAGUGGUGCAUGCACACCACCACUACCUGCACUCCAUCCUUGAGGGAUGCUUCCUCAUUAACUCCACCAACAUGGUCAGGCAGGGCCAUCACGGGCCCGAUAGGUUCUCUGUCCAGCAAGGCCCUUCUCUUCUGCGCACCGUCCUUCCCCUCCCACCACCCCACCUGUAUGCACGUCGUUCCCCCUCCUACCACCCACCCCACCCCAACCACUCACCAGGGCAAGGCCAUCACGGGCCUGACAGUCUCUCUGUCCUGCAAGACGCUUCUCUUCUGCGCACUCUACCACUCCCCUCCCAUCCGAACAUCUUCCUUCCCCCUCCCCACCCACUAUGCCCCUCACAUCAGGGCAAGGCCAUCACGGGCCUGAUAGUUUCUCUCUCCAGUAAGACCCUUCUCUUGUGCGCGCUUUACCACUCCCGCCGCUCACUGCAGCGCCCACACUCCAUGCCAUCACCCACCCCUUCCGCCACCGCAUUCGCCACCAUGCCUAGUGCUUUCAGCAGCACUCCAAUGCGCACACACACAGCUAGCAGCAGCACUCCCAUAUACAUGCCUGCGGCCAGCAGCAGCAGGGGGGGAGGAAGGGAGGAGAACAGCAAGGGGGGAGCAAGGGAGGAGAGAAGUGGCAGGGCGGCUGCGGAGGAGGCGGCAAUCAAUGCGGAGAUUCAGCAGCUGGGAGAUUUCUUCCAUGCUGACGUGUCAGCCAUCCUGCAGGUGGCUCGCAACCAAGCAGAGAAGUUGCCGUCGAGCAUACGGGACCUUCUGCAGCAGCUGAAUUAUAACCGCUUCUACGGAUGA